Pelobates fuscus (common spadefoot toad) is the source of this 945-nucleotide messenger RNA. RefSeq names its product olfactory receptor 2G3-like. Gene Ontology annotation, cellular component: plasma membrane. NCBI's taxonomy places the organism in Eukaryota, Metazoa, Chordata, Amphibia, Anura, Pelobatidae. The transcript has a single exon. Bases 1 to 945 code for a protein of 314 amino acids. Gene Ontology annotation, biological process: G protein-coupled receptor signaling pathway; detection of chemical stimulus involved in sensory perception of smell. The record is from RefSeq and is a predicted model, not a curated record. Gene Ontology annotation, molecular function: olfactory receptor activity; G protein-coupled receptor activity.
AUGACCUCAGGAAAUCAAACAUCAGUGGUGGAAUUCAUCCUUUUGGGACUCUCCAGUCAGCCAAACAUGCAGGUCAUAUUGUUUGUGGUUUUUCUUUUAUGUUACAUUGUAUCAUUAACCGGUAAUGUUAUCAUUAUUUGGAUAAGUUGGGUGAGCCACCGUCUUCACACCCCCAUGUAUUUCUUCUUGAGUAAUUUAUCCUUUUUGGACAUUUGGUAUACAUCUAGCAUAGUUCCCAAAAUGCUGGUAAACUUUCUAUCUGCAAAAAAGAGUAUUUCUUACGGGGGUUGUUUUAGCCAAUUAUUUAUUCAUCUUUCUUUAGGGGGUACAGAAUGCUAUAUUUUGCUAGUGAUGGCCUAUGAUCGGUAUGCGGCAAUCUGCAGUCCAUUACAGUACACAAAUCUAAUGCAUCCGGUUCUGUGCAUUAAAAUGGCUGCCGGCUCCUGGAUGGGAGGCUUUAUAAACUCCAUAAUUCAUACUGGUUUUGCAUUACGUUUGCCAUUCUGUGGCCCUAAUAUAAUUAAGCAUUUUUUCUGUGAGGUGCCUUCAGUGUUGGAGCUGGCUUGUAUGGAUGUCUCACUCAAUAAAACAGUUAUUUUCUUUUGUGUUAUUUUGGUUGUUAUAGUCCCCUUUUUUCUUAUCAUCGUUACCUAUGUCUACAUUAUCUCAAACAUUCUAAAGAUUGCAACUGCGCAUGGAAGGAAGAAGGCUUUCUCGACUUGUGCUUCACAUAUCAUUGUUGUGAUCUUAUUUUAUGGCACCAUCAUAUUUAUUUACAUGAGACCUGGACAAAUUCAUGUUGUCAAUGAAGACAAAAUGGCCACCUUAUUUUACAGUGUUAUUACCCCAAUGCUGAAUCCUCUCAUCUACACCUUGAGAAACAAAGAUGUUAAAGGAGCCUUGGUGGAAACUAUCAAAAAGAAAACAGUUGCUCAGGGAAUCUAA